GUCGUGUUAACUCCACACUCCUGUCCUGCCCGAGCUGCAGCAGGCAGCACCUCGCCUCUCCAGAGGUCCAGCCGCGCUACCGCCACCGCGGCGACCUCUGAUCUACUCGGAUGGCCGAGGCCACGCCGCCCGCCGGGCAGCCGCCGUCGUGGUCGGAGAUCCCGUGGGACCUGGCCGGCAUGGUGCUCCGCCUCCUACCCGCCUACGAGGACCGCGCCCGCUUCGCCGCCGUGUGCCCGCAGUGGCGCGCCGCCGCGCGGCGUUUCCACCUGCCCCCGCCGCUGCCUCUGCUCGCGCUCCCGGACGGCACCUUCUACAGCCUCCCCUACGGCAAGCCCUUCCGCUUCCCUGGCUUCGGAUGUGUCGGCUACAAGGGCGCCGCCUUUGGCAGCUGGCUCGUCUUCCCGCGGGACAACGGCUGCUUCUUGGUCGACCCUUUCGCCGGGGCCACCGUGAAGCUCCCUGCUCUGUCUUCCGUCCGGCUCCGUCCACCAAAUGCAGCUGAUAAGUAUGUGAAGUAUCAGGACCAUGUUACACCAAAUGGGAAACACUACCUUACAUGGCUGGAUAUCAGGGACUCCAAUAAUGUGCCCACAUUAAACAAACUGAUUGUGUGCUCACCAAACCUCGUCGCUGCAUUCGUUGGCACUGGACAUAUAAGUCAGAUUCUAAUGUGCCAGCCAGGGGCUUCCUCAUGGUCUGUACGUGCGUAUGAUCCAUGUUACGGGUUUGAAGACAUGGCUUUCUAUCAGGGAAAGCUCUACGCCCUUGCUAUUGAUGAGAACCUCCUUGUCGUCAACAUCAGCCAAGAUCCGAACACCGGUGACCCACAGGUCUCGCGAAUUGGACAGGUCAUCAAGGGUGAUCCUGACCCUCUGUUUGAAGCUUGGUUACCGGACGACACUACAGCCAGAAAGAAGCUCUACCUAGUCGAAUCACGUGGUGCACUGCUGAUGGUACGCAGGAAGGUUUGCUGCAGAGUGGUAGGGGACACGAUUGUCGCUGGAGGGAUCAGCGAGUUUGAGGUGUUGGAGGCUGACUUUGAGCACUCACGGUGGGUGAAUGUGACAACUCUUGGGGAUGACCAGAUGCUUUUCCUCGGACGACCAUGCUCCAAGGCUGUGUCCGCGUCUCAGUAUGGGAUAUUCAGCGACCAAAUCUUCUUCUUAGAUGAUGUAAUGGAGAAUGCAGUCAUCUACGCCUUUGAUGAGGAGAACACUUCUGUCAAUGUCUAUGACAUGAGGGACGGCGAGGUCUCUUCUCCUUUGCUGAUGGCCUGGAAGCACGAGAUUCUUGCGACAUGGCUGUUCCCUCAGGACUAAAGUUAAGAUGUUACCAUGCAGCCCUGGCAGUGAUUACUAGUUGUCUCUGCCCAUUCUGCGCUGCUUAAUUGCUUCUGUGCUAUCUGUUAACUUCAUCAGUUUGUUUGUGGCCUUAGUGUGUUGGCUACUUCUCUUUCGGGAAAAUAUGGUGGUUACUAGUCGUGUGCUUAUGCAAACUAUGAAGUACACAUCAAACACUAAAUUAUCUGACCGUAGUCCGGUCCAUGAUUGGUACCUGUAAGAACAUUCCUGGAUCGCACAGUGCUGGUGUUGUGAGCUUAGUUGUGACGAACCUUUGUGCUGCCAGUUGGACUUAUUUGACUUAUGGUUGUAUGCAUCACUGCUU
This is a messenger RNA of Panicum hallii, 1668 nucleotides long. RefSeq names its product F-box only protein 7-like. Bases 111 to 1322 code for a protein of 403 amino acids. The record is from RefSeq and is a predicted model, not a curated record. Lineage: Eukaryota; Viridiplantae; Streptophyta; Magnoliopsida; Poales; Poaceae. The transcript is spliced from 2 exons. Gene Ontology annotation, molecular function: protein binding.